AUGCUCGCCAAGCUCGCUGGGCUGCACGUCACGGCCGCCUGCGGCGCGCGCAACCUCGGCUUCGUCGGCGGCCUCGGCGCCGACGUGGCGCUCGACUACAAGACCCUGGACAUCGGGGAAGAAGUACGACGCCGUGGCGCACUGCGGGCCGCCGGCGCCGUGGUCGACGUUCAGGGACGUCCUGGCCGACGCCGGCGGCGCCGUCGUCGACGUCAAUCCUGGAGAGUGGCCGCCACCGCCACGGCGUUCCUGCACAAGGUGACGUUCUCCAAGAAGAGGCUCGUGCCAUUGAUCCUGAUGCGCAAGAAGGAGGAGAUGGAGUGGCUGGUCGACAUGGCCAGGCAAGGGAAGCUCAAGACCACCAUAGACUCCACGUACCCUCUGAGCAGAGCGCACGAGGCUUGGGCUAAGAGCAUGGAAGGCCACGCCACAGGCAAGAUCAUUGUAGAAAUGGCGAGCACAGAUUGA
Molecule: messenger RNA, 468 nt
Organism: Oryza brachyantha (malo sina)
Lineage: Eukaryota; Viridiplantae; Streptophyta; Magnoliopsida; Poales; Poaceae
Product: chloroplast envelope quinone oxidoreductase homolog
Exons: 1
Coding region: 1-468 (155 amino acids)
Source: RefSeq, a predicted model, not a curated record